GAGUCAGUUGCUUACGAGACUUCAUUGAGAGUACAAUAGAUCUAGGUUGGUUAGUUUAGUGAAAGAAGCAACCUGUGCACAAUUUAACAGAAUUUUAUAAAUGCAGCUUGGCUAAGUACUGCACUCGAAAGAUGAUGUACGUGAAUGCUGCGGUGUGCUUGUCAGUUUUGCUGUUGGUAAUUGGGCUGUCCGUAGGGCACAACGUUAUUAACUUCAAAGGAAGUGAUGCUUUAAACUCGGCGCCACUUAUCGAUGGUCACAAUGACCUGGCCUACAACUUGUAUGAUUUGUUGAAUAACAACUUAGACAGAUUCAACUUCACUAAAAAUUUAACCGAUGACAAAGUAUGGGGUACAAAUGUAUGUAACACAUGUAACACAGACCUGCCCCGAUUAAGGAAAGGAAAAGUCGGUGCACAAUUCUGGGCCGCGUAUGUUGAUUGUGCAUCGCAAUACAAAGAUGCAGUACCACUGACGAUGAAACAAAUCGACGUUAUUAAAAGAUUAGUCGCCAAAUAUCCGAACGAUAUGCAAUUUGUAACGGAAGCAAAAAAUAUCGAAGAAGCGUGGAAGAAUGGAAAAAUUGCUUCUCUAAUCGGUGUCGAAGGUGGUCACUCCAUGGAUUCUAGUUUGGCAAUACUCCGGCUCUACUACGAGCUUGGUGUACGUUAUAUGACACUGACUCAUAUGUGUAACACACCAUGGGCUGAUGCAUCCAUAGUGAACGAUAACUCUGUUCACAACCUCACGAACUUCGGUGAAGCUGUUAUUUAUGAAAUGAACCGAUUAGGAAUGUUGGUCGAUUUAUCGCAUGUAUCCCACAACGUUAUGAGACAUACGCUCUCAAUAACGAAGGCCCCUAUUAUAUUCUCCCAUUCAUCCGCUUUUAGCGUUUGUCACAAUUACCGUAAUGUUCCUGAUGAUGUUUUACUCAUGGUUAAAGCGAACAACGGCGUGGUAAUGGUGAACUUUUACUCAGGUUUUGUAAAUUGCAAUUCUUCAAGAAAAGCAACUAUCCACGAUGUCGUAGAUCACAUCAAUUACAUUCGUAAUCUUAUCGGAGCGGAUCACGUUGGUAUUGGUGCUGAUUUCGAUGGUGUACUAAGAAUGCCGGAGGGUUUGGAAGACGUAUCUAAAUAUCCAGAUCUAUUCGACCUGAUCUUCGAGAGUAACGUUGAACCACGAUGGACCAAAGAGGAACUUGAGAAAUUAGCUGGCAGAAAUUUGAUCCGUGUAUUCCAAGCUGUAGAAAACGUAAGAGAUACAUUGGCAAAGACAGAGUCACCACGACAGGAUAUCAUAGAUGUAAGAGAUGUCUCCGAAGCUGAAGUAAUUAGCCAUAUUCAACCAGGUUUAUGUCAGACCUCAAAAGAAUGGGACGACAUUAGAAAUAACAGUACAUCGCGACAAUAACACGACAUUUAUUUAAAGCAAAAAAUAAAAUGGCUCGAUAUUUUACAGGUAAAAUUUAUUUUCAUACGACACUCCAAUAUAUAAGAUCAAACU
Eufriesea mexicana is the source of this 1505-nucleotide messenger RNA. Its product is annotated as dipeptidase 1. NCBI's taxonomy places the organism in Eukaryota, Metazoa, Arthropoda, Insecta, Hymenoptera, Apidae. The transcript has 11 exons. The coding region runs from base 132 to 1412 and encodes 426 amino acids. Gene Ontology annotation, biological process: proteolysis. Gene Ontology annotation, molecular function: metallodipeptidase activity. The record is from RefSeq and is a predicted model, not a curated record.